ACAUAUUUACUUGUCGGAUAAUUGCCUCCGUAUCUCUGCAAUUUCAAUCAAAUGAGGAUCAUUUGUCUGCUCACUGCCAUACGUACUUGCUGUUGUAUUUGUCGACUGGGAGUGCUUCUCGAUACAAUAUUCAUUUAGAAGGUUAUAGCACAACGUGAAAUAUCGUCAAAAUUGGAUAUUCAUUAUUUUUGAACACAAAUAGAGAUAUACAUGAUGCAAUGAGGAUUAUAAAUGUGAGUACCACCUUGGGGUACAACGUGUCUACGGACCCGACUUAUCCCAGUAACAUUACAGAGGAAAUUUGGCGUGGCAGUCAACCAUGGACUACGGGCGGAAGGUCGGAAAUAAAUUCAACAAAGUUACACGAACAUGUCCUAUUCAACACAACACUCUCCAAUAUAAGCAUGAUAACGACGGCGAUCUACACCCAAAAUAUGCAAGAUAAGAAAGACUUUGGUGAGCCACGGUCGGCUGCCUCUACCUUAUUAUUGCCGUCCUUAUUUGGCAUCUUCGUUAUGUUUUCGUUGAUUCUUGUAACAAUCUGCGCACGUAGACAGCGAAAGAACAUAUUGUCGCAAUGGCGGAAGGAACAACUUGGGAGUUACACGCGGGGCAUGGGCUGGACUGCAUAUACACCAAAUACACAGAGCUCACCGGGAUCCACAGUUAAAUUACCAAAACCCAAUCACACAUCAAGUCACCCACUGGCAGAUAGCGCCAAACGUUACUUGAAUUCCAUGAUAAAGAAAACAUCAGGAAGGAACCACGGGCGUACUCAAUCGGAUGGGGAGAUGAACUCUCCUCGUCCGGGGCACUCUGGGCAAUCAACCCCGCUGCAAACGCCAAAGCUUUCAUUGCCUCAAGAUAACAGUACGAUGUCCACUAAUGUUUAAUCUGAGAUAAUCCCAUGUAUCAUGAAUUAACGUUCAACCCCUGUGCAACCAAUCAGAUUCAGAGCGGAUUUAAGUCCAGAGCGAGCUUGAAAUGAAUUGUGGAUAAUUUCAAACACGAAUGUCUUGUAUCCAGAUGAGGGCAGUAGCUCGUAUUCAAAAAUAUAGGAUACAAAACACGAGCAUUAAUUGAGUCAUGUGCUUUAUGCUAUUUAUAGUCUUUCAUUCAACUGCAAAUUUGAACCUAUGAAAUUCGUGAAGAGGGUAACCAAUUUAACUGAAUCUAAAAGCAUAGCCAUUUACUCUGCUUUAAAAUAAAGAAUGCAUAUCAUUUCAA
Owenia fusiformis is the source of this 1227-nucleotide messenger RNA. The record is from the annotation of a GenBank genome assembly. NCBI's taxonomy places the organism in Eukaryota, Metazoa, Annelida, Polychaeta, Sabellida, Oweniidae.